GUGCACACACACAUCCGCACACAAAUACACACAUAUGUACACACACACAGUCAGACAGUAGGGGCUGGCUGACAAAAUCAGGAUAUGACAUCAUUGCCAGGAAGAGAAGCCAAACAACUUUUCUCUCUGCUUUUCGAGUCUUGUUUGUUUUUAGACUGGUCAGGUUUUCUGAUGAGUUACUGAGACAGAACUCUUUAGACAACGGUGUAAUCCAUGUCCUCUGGCUGCUAACUGGAGGCAGAGAAUUUCUCCUGAGAUUUCCCAUAGAUCCCCACAGCAUUCCAAGCAUUCAGGACGGGACUUGAGCCAGCAUCAUCAGUUGAUGAAACAGGAGACUUCAUCUCAUCUAUCCUGACAUUUUUGGUGGAGAUUCUACUAUUAGCACAAGCUCUAGAAGCAUGGCUCUGUGCCUUGGCCAAGUGUUCAGCAAAGACAAGACGUUCAGGCCUCGGAAGCGCUUUGAGCCUGGCACGCAGCGGUUUGAGCUGUAUAAGAGAGCCCAGGCAUCACUGAAGUCAGGGUUGGACCUCAGGAAGGUGGUUCAGCUGCCUGAGGGAGAAAACAUUAAUGACUGGAUUGCUGUGCACGUGGUAGAUUUCUUUAACCGCAUCAACCUGAUCUAUGGAACAGUUAGCGAAUUCUGCACAGAGAGAACUUGCCCCGUCAUGUCUGGAGGCCCUCGCUACGAGUACAGAUGGCAAGAUGGAGACCAUUACAAGAAGCCCACCAAACUCCCAGCCCUCCAGUAUAUGAACCUGCUGAUGGACUGGAUUGAAUCGCUCAUCAACAAUGAGAAUAUCUUCCCUACACGCAUAGGGGUUCCUUUUCCGAAGAACUUCCAGCAGGUCUGCAAAAAGAUUCUAAGUCGGCUCUUCCGUGUGUUUGUGCAUGUUUACAUCCACCACUUUGACAGCAUCUGCAACAUGGGAGCUGAGGCUCAUGUCAACACCUGCUACAAACACUACUACUACUUCAUCUCUGAGUUUAGUCUCAUCGAACACUCCGAACUGGAGCCACUGAGAGCCAUGACAGAACGGAUCUGUAACUGAAGCAGGUGGACAGUGAAAUAACCCCUAAAAGCUGACUGCCCACGUUCAUACAUCAAUGAUCCAAGCAUCUGAUAUUUUUAAACCUUCAUUUUUAAUGUAUAUUUGACCUAAGGUUCACCUUGGUGUAUUAGGAUAUUAUCCUACUAAAUGAGCGGAGGUAGAGCUGUAGCAGACUUGAUAUUCCUGGUGCUUUUAAAAAAAUGUGCUUUUAUGGUUAAAGGAUGCUAUAUGAGCCAAUAUCAUUACAUUUCUUUUCUUUUCUUUCUUUUUUUUUUACACAUCAGACUACAAAAGAACCUUCAAAUAGAUAGGAUCAUCUUUUGUCAACUUUGUACGUUGCUUUAAACUACAAAAGGUCUGCCAGUGACAAAAAUUUGAGGGUUUUUUUGAGUUUUUAUGUAGCAUAUUUACAUGUCUGAGAUUUGAAGUCUGAAAUCUAACUCGAAAAUACUCAGUGUUAUCAGUUUUGCCCCUGAGGAGUAUACUGACUUUGUGCUUUUUGGAACUGUGCUGGGGCAUGUUAAACGCCUGGGUACUCAGAGCAGCUUGAAAAACGACAUUCUUGUUCUCUCUAAUGCAAAUACCACUGUCAAAGGGCUGACUGUGGCAUUUCUAUUGCUUGUAUCAUAGAUUUUAUGUGAAUGCAUACUGUUCUUGUGUUAUUUUAUUUAUACAUCAUUUUACAACCACAUAUAAAUUAAAUCAUUAUCCUAAGAAUUUAUUUUUAAAACCAGCUGAACAACCAAACAUGUUGUUCAAGUUUGCCUAAUCUUUCUGUUAUUAGUCUCAAAGUGAGCUUUAUUGUGUCUUUAAUAGUACAGCAGCAUGCAGACCAAGUCCUAACACUCAUUUAUAUUAUAAUUUAUUUUCUGGCUAUUAGACUUGUAAAAUUCAUUGUAAAUAUAAAGAGCUUAUGUGAGUGUCAUGUAAAGGAAGACAGAUGAUACUGCGUUGCCCCACAUGAACUGAAAUUUAUGGCCCCCUGGUGUCCAAAGUUGAAAUGGGUGCUUUUGUAUCUUUACUGUGUAUAUAGUAUUUCAGAAACAUCUUGCAUGAGAGUCAUUUGUAUUUAUGCUUUCAGAUAAGUAAAUAGUUUUUGUAUUAUUAUUAUUAUUAUUAUUAUUGUUAUUAUUAUUAUUAUUAUUUCAUGUUCAGCAUAAAAUAAAUAUUUGAUAUUGGUUAAGACAAGGAUCUUAAAUUUCAAUAUUUAUUAAACAGUGCAUACAAACCAAACAUUCAUUCAUUCAUCUUUAAUCACCACUUUAUUCUGGUCAAUGUUACAAUAAAUCAAAGGACUAUCCCAGCAAUAGUGGGCACGAGGCAGGAACACACACUGGAUGGGACAGGAGUCCACAACAGGGCAUCAUGAACACACAUUCACACCUCGGGCUGGUUUUAGAGUAGUCAAUCUACCUACCUGUAUUUUGGGAAGUAAGAGGAAACCAGAGAACCUAGAGAAACUCACAUAGACACAGGAAGAAUUUAAAAGCUCAGAAUUGAA
Molecule: messenger RNA, 2550 nt
Organism: Pangasianodon hypophthalmus (striped catfish)
Lineage: Eukaryota; Metazoa; Chordata; Actinopteri; Siluriformes; Pangasiidae
Gene: mob3c
Product: MOB kinase activator 3C
Exons: 4
Coding region: 399-1049 (216 amino acids)
Biological process (GO): signal transduction; positive regulation of protein phosphorylation
Cellular component (GO): cytoplasm; nucleus
Molecular function (GO): protein kinase activator activity
Source: RefSeq, a predicted model, not a curated record